UGCGGCGAGAGCAGCAGGGAAGGAGGCGUGCGGCGCCCGCCCCCCAGCCGCGCUGCCCGGAGCCGGAGGCGCAGCCAGGCGCUCUCGCAGCCUCAUCCCGGCGCUCACCGCAGCCCCGAGCCCGCCAGGCGGCCCUUCCCUGCGCAGAGGUGGCAGCGGCAGGCGGCAUGACGGCGGAGGAGAUGAAAGCGGACGGGGCUCCCCUGGAAGGGGUGGACAUCACUCCCAAGCAGGAUGAGGGCGUCCUCAAGGUUGUCAAGAGAGAAGGCAGUGGGACAGAGUCUCCGAUGAUAGGUGAUAAGGUGAUUGUCCAUUACACGGGCUGGCUUCUCGAUGGCACAAAAUUUGACUCCAGUCUGGAUAGAAGAGACAAAUUCUCAUUUGACUUGGGGAAAGGUGAGGUGAUCAAAGCAUGGGACAUUGCUGUGGCCACUAUGAAGAUUGGUGAAAUCUGUCGGAUUACGUGUAAACCAGAAUAUGCCUAUGGCUCAGCUGGGAGCCCCCCAAAGAUACCUCCCAAUGCUACACUGAUCUUUGAGAUAGAACUUUUUGAGUUCAAGGGGGAGGACCUCACUGAUGAAGAAGACGGUGGCAUCAUCCGAAGAAUCCGUAAAAAAGGGGAGGGUUACUCCAGGCCCAAUGAGGAUGCACUUGUAGAGAUCCAGUUUGAAGGCCGACAUGGAGAUCGUGUUUUUGACAAGCGGGAAUUGCGGUUUGAGAUUGGAGAAGGUGAAAACUUUGAUAUUCCUCAUGGUCUGGAGAAAGCAAUUCAAAAAAUGGAGAAAUCAGAGGAAUCUGUGUUCUAUCUCAAGCCCAGCUAUGGUUUUGGAAGUGCUGGGAAUGAGAAAUUUAAGAUCCCUCCAGAUGCAGAGCUGCAGUAUGAAGUGAAACUCAAAAGCUUUGAAAAGGCUAAGGAGUCCUGGGAAAUGAACACAGAUGAGAAAUUGGAACAGAGCAGCAUUGUGAAGGAGAGAGGCACUCAGUACUUCAAGGAGGGGAAAUACAAGCGGGCAGCAUUACAGUAUAAGAAGAUUGUGUCAUGGCUGGAGCAUGAGUUGGGACUCUCCGAGGAGGAGGAAUCAAAAGCCAAAAGCCUGAGGCUUGCUGCCCAUCUUAACUUAGCCAUGUGCCAUCUCAAGCUAAAGGAAUACUCCCAGGCUUUGGAGAACUGCAACAAGGCCCUCGAAUUGGAUAGCAACAAUGAAAAAGGCCUUUUCCGGCGUGGAGAAGCUCACUUGGCUGUCAAUGACUUUGAGUUGGCCCGAGCAGAUUUCCAGAAAGUGAUACAACUUUAUCCAAGUAACAAAGCUGCCAAAGUGCAACUGGUGACUUGUCAGCAAAAAAUACGGGAGCAGCAUGAGAAGGAGAAGAAGAUGUACGCCAACAUGUUCCAAAGGCUCGCAGACAAAGACUUAAAGUCAUCUGCUACUCUUCAGACAAGCCACACUGAAGAUGCAGAAAUGAAAGAUGCGCAGAAUGGAGUUGAAGAUAAAUCAGAAGUUGAAGCAGAAGCAUAAGAAAACCCCUAUUCCAUUAGUUUUGUAAAUGAAAGAAUUUCCAGUGAAUUAGACCUUUAUUUUUCUACCUGGUUGGAUAGUGGCUUCAAGGGAGCAGAGGCUGAAGCCACCAUGCCACAGUCAGUUACAGCUUUAUGUGGCUGUUCAAGAAGCUGAGUGGCAGCAUAAAUCUGGUUUAAUCCUAGUGACUUUAUUUAUUCAUUCAGCCUCUGUUACUGUUUGGGUUUUGUCUGGAUUUGCUCUGCUUGGUUUAUUUGCAUUUUCAUAGAAUCAUAGAAUGGCUUGAGUUGGAAGGGACCUCAAAGAUCUAGUUCUAAACCCC
Messenger RNA from Onychostruthus taczanowskii (white-rumped snowfinch), 1839 nucleotides. It is a transcript of the gene FKBP4, whose product is annotated as FKBP prolyl isomerase 4. The transcript is spliced from 10 exons. Lineage: Eukaryota; Metazoa; Chordata; Aves; Passeriformes; Passeridae. The record is from RefSeq and is a predicted model, not a curated record. Gene Ontology annotation, molecular function: peptidyl-prolyl cis-trans isomerase activity; protein binding. The coding region runs from base 168 to 1517 and encodes 449 amino acids.